UUUUUUUAUAUGAAGUUGAUAUACGAGUUUCUUGACAAAUGUUUGCGGCCAGUAUAAAGAUGUAAAGCUGUUAACCAUAGCCCGGUUAUAGUUUUCUAAAUGAGUAAAAUUAUAUAACACUAUAAAAAGUUCUCGCAUUCGGCUUGUUAGCAAAAUUAAUUUUUACUUUUACUAACUUGUUAAAAAUGUAUACUUUUAAUAAUGGUUACCAAAUUAUUUAGUAUAUUGAAGGGACCAAUAUUUUUCUUGGAAUUAAACCAUUUAAAUCUAAGCCCGCUAAAGAUCCAAACGUCAUUGACAGCUAUUGAAGAAAAAAAACUUAGUGCAUUGUUUGCUUUGAGAAUGGCUUGCUUGUAAAAAAUAUAUUUUAUUUCGCAUAAAUAUGGACUGGAUUCAUUGUAAUAAUUGUUUUAUUCAAUUAGAACCUGGAAUAACUCUGCAUUUAACAUCAUGUGGGCAUAUGUUUUGCAACAAUUGUUUGGACAAUGGCGUAAAGGAGGGUACUUGUUUAGUUUGUAGAGUGCCGUGUUCAAUGAUGAAGCUCGUUCCGGAUAUGAACCAAGAUAUUCAAGAUUAUUUUACAGAUCCGGAGGAAAUAAUAAAAAAAUGCAGUGAAGUUUUGCAAUUUCAAAAGCAGCACAGACGUAGACUCCUAUCAUAUUUGCUGCAAUCGACGAAGAAAUUCUAUACAGCAAGAAGCGAAUUGAAACGUAUGACAGAACUAUGUCAGAAACAACACAAGCAACUGAAGGAAUACCAGAAGAUUGUGAAAAACCUCGAGGCACAGCUCGGACAAUCGAAACAGCCGUCUCCAUUCAACGUACCGAUAUCCCCAGGCAGUCAUUUGUCUCCAAGUUUCAUUCAAACGACACCCACAUACAAAAGAGCGGCGAAAAGCACUCCGUAUAAUCUGCCUUAUCAGUCUAACCUCGUGACCCCAUCCCGGAUAAGCAAACAGCGGUCCAACUUCGCCCCGAGUCAGAGAUCUAACACCUGCAAUGGCAUAACAUCAACAGUGUGCACUCCGCCCACUCCGGAGUCCGGGUGUCUUAUAAGUCAAUACAGCGUCGAGUCUGGUUAUUCGUCCAGCGAUCCUUGGACAAAGAAGUCUCCUAGUGUGGCUUAUUGCAACGGCUUGACAAAAAAAUGCUCUUUUAAGAAGAGAUAA
Danaus plexippus (monarch butterfly) is the source of this 1168-nucleotide messenger RNA. RefSeq names its product probable E3 SUMO-protein ligase RNF212. The transcript is spliced from 8 exons. Lineage: Eukaryota; Metazoa; Arthropoda; Insecta; Lepidoptera; Nymphalidae. Bases 383 to 1168 code for a protein of 261 amino acids. Gene Ontology annotation, biological process: reciprocal meiotic recombination; protein sumoylation; homologous chromosome pairing at meiosis. Gene Ontology annotation, cellular component: synaptonemal complex. Gene Ontology annotation, molecular function: SUMO transferase activity. The record is from RefSeq and is a predicted model, not a curated record.